AUGGCUGAAUCUCACAGACUAUACGUUAAAGGUAAGCAUCUAUCUUACCAAAGAUCCAAGAGUGUCAACAACCCAAAUGUCUCUUUGAUUCAAAUUGAAAACGUUGGUACUCCACAAGACGCUCAAUUCUACUUAGGUAAGCGUAUUGCCUACGUUUACAGAGCCUCCAAGGAAAUUAGAGGUUCUAAGAUUAGAGUCAUGUGGGGUAAGGUUACCAGAACUCACGGUAACUCUGGUAUUGUUAGAGCUAAGUUCAGAAACAACUUGCCAGCCAAGACCUUCGGUGCUUCUGUUAGAAUCUUCCUAUAUCCAUCUAACAUUUAA
Maudiozyma barnettii is the source of this 324-nucleotide messenger RNA. It is a transcript of the gene RPL33A, whose product is annotated as 60S ribosomal protein eL33. The record is from RefSeq and is a predicted model, not a curated record. The transcript has a single exon. Lineage: Eukaryota; Fungi; Ascomycota; Saccharomycetes; Saccharomycetales; Saccharomycetaceae. Gene Ontology annotation, cellular component: ribosome; cytosolic large ribosomal subunit. Gene Ontology annotation, molecular function: structural constituent of ribosome. The coding region runs from base 1 to 324 and encodes 107 amino acids. Gene Ontology annotation, biological process: ribosomal large subunit biogenesis; cytoplasmic translation.